GAUGCAUGAUAUAUAGUUCUGAAUUGCAUAGUAUUAUAUUGCAAUAAAAGCAUUGGCAUCUAUACAACUGAGAUAUAUAUUCGGUUUUUAGCGCUACCCCCAACUGUAACUAUCAGCGAACAGGAACGUACCCAUUGGAAUCUCUAUUGCGCUUGCUUCCUUGAAUGUGUAAAGCUAAUGGCUAAGGGUAAACUACAUUAACAGUCUAACCAUUUUUAUUUACAAUGGCAGAAUAUGGAGAGGAAGAGGGAUUCAUGUUGCCUGUAGACGACGGUUUAUUUGCUGAUACAUUUUCUGAUGAUAGCGUGUACAAAUUCAUCGGUCAAGAGUUAAAGAUCAGCCAGGUGUUCAGCGCCAACCUCGGCGUGGCAGCGCCAGUGUGGGACGCCGCGCUUCAUCUAUGUCGCUAUUUCGAGGAAAACUCGCUCAACCUGAAAGGAAAGCGCAUCAUUGAGUUGGGCGCAGGAACUGGCAUUGUUGGCAUUUUGGCAGCACGUUUGGGAGCGGAUGUGACCUUGACAGACCUCCCCCUUGCUGUCCCUCAACUGCAAAGCAACGUCUCGGCCAACAUGCCGUCCUCUGGCUGGCCUUCUGUUGCCCCCUCCGUCCUCCCCCUCUCCUGGGGCCAAGACCAGCACAUCUUCCCCAUGGACUGGGAUCUGGUACUGGGUGCAGACAUUGUGUACCUGUCUGAGACUUACCCCCUCCUGCUGGACACACUGGUUCACCUGUGCAAGGACAGGGCAGUGGUGUACCUCUCAUCCAAGAUGCGAGAAGAGCACGGAACGCCUGGCUUCUAUGGAGACACUCUGCCACAGAGGUUCCAUGUAAAGCUGGAGCACCGUGACCCCACACAGAACAUCAACAUCUACAGCGCUACUCUGAGAGGGAAGCAGUGACAGAAAUGAGACUGGAUAGGACUGGGAGACUGAUGAACCGGUAAAUAGGUUGAGACUUGGAAGAGAACCACAUAACAGUGCCUACUCUCUGAACCCUCUGGUGUUCCUUCCUCUCCGAAAAAACUUUGUGCAGGAGCUGGAUAAGAAAGAAUAGGCACCUGACACAAAAGAGCAAAGGCUCCUCACUCUGAUUUUAGUGUUCCCAAAAGUGUUAUUUUAAACAAAAUAUAGACCAAUAGGUCAUCAUGUUGAAUGAAAAGGUCUGUAUUAGAGGUUGACCGAUUAAUCAGAAUGGCCGAUUAAUUAGGGCCGAUUUCAAGUUUUCAUAAUGUAUUUUUGGAUGCCGAUUUCCGCAAAAAAAACAUUUUUUUUUUUA
Oncorhynchus tshawytscha (Chinook salmon) is the source of this 1275-nucleotide messenger RNA. RefSeq names its product EEF1A lysine methyltransferase 3. Gene Ontology annotation, biological process: peptidyl-lysine methylation. The coding region runs from base 225 to 899 and encodes 224 amino acids. The record is from RefSeq and is a predicted model, not a curated record. NCBI's taxonomy places the organism in Eukaryota, Metazoa, Chordata, Actinopteri, Salmoniformes, Salmonidae. Gene Ontology annotation, molecular function: protein-lysine N-methyltransferase activity. Gene Ontology annotation, cellular component: cytoplasm; cytosol. The transcript is spliced from 3 exons.